Molecule: messenger RNA, 1801 nt
Organism: Salvia miltiorrhiza (redroot sage)
Lineage: Eukaryota; Viridiplantae; Streptophyta; Magnoliopsida; Lamiales; Lamiaceae
Product: gibberellin 20 oxidase 1-D-like
Exons: 3
Coding region: 357-1535 (392 amino acids)
Biological process (GO): unidimensional cell growth; flower development; gibberellin biosynthetic process
Molecular function (GO): gibberellin 20-oxidase activity
Source: RefSeq, a predicted model, not a curated record
UUCUAUCCAAUUCGUACAUGCUUUUAAAAUUUUCUUACUACGUAUCUCUCUUAGAUCCCAACGCCUUCUCUCUAAUUAAGGCACGAUUUCUCAAUUGUGGCUCCAAAUACAAUAGUUCAAAAUAAAGUUCACCAAUCCAAUGAUAGAAGAAGAAUUGGACACACACAAUAAACAUAAUCUAAAUUAAUUAAACCGAGUCGAAUUCGACAAAAAAAACCCUCCUGGCCUAUAUAUAUUUCUAUAAACCUACACUUGAUCCCAUGUAAACUAUAUCACCUUUUCCAUCCAUCCUCCUCUUUUUCAAUCAUUCUCCACCAAGAGAAAAAAAUAAUUUUUAAAGAUUCAAGUUAUAGGAUAUGACUAUCCCUUGCAUGAUCAAGCACCAAUCCCCAAUUUCCCACCAAUCUCCCAACCAAAACCCCCAAAACACUUUAACCUUGGACGCCCUAGUCUCUCCACACCACUCCCACAUACCCCCACAGUUCAUAUGGCCGGACCACGAGAAGCCCUCCCCCGACCCGCCGGAGCUCCACGCUCCGGUGGUCGACAUCGGGGGCUUCCUGGCCGGUGACCCCGCGGCCUCUGCAGAGGCCGCGGAGCUCAUCGGCCAGGCAUGCAUGAAGCAUGGGUUCUUCCUAGUGGUGAACCACGGCGUGGACGCCGGCCUCAUCGCCGACGCCCACCGCCUCAUGGACGACUUCUUCGAGCAGCCGUUCGAGGAGAAGAUUAGGGCUGAGAGGAGAAGCGGCGAGCACUGCGGGUACGCGAGCAGCUUCAUCGGCAGAUUCUCUUCCAAGCUGCCGUGGAAGGAGACUCUCUCGUUUGAGCACUCUUCUCAAGAGGGCUCUUCUAGUAACGUCCAACACUACUUCCGCACCACUCUGGGUCCAGAUUUUGCACACUUGGGGAGCGUUUACCAAGAUUAUUGCGUUGCAAUGAGCAAACUGUCGAUAGGGAUCGUGGAGCUUUUAGCGGUGAGCCUAGGCGUGUCACGUGAGGAUUUGAAGGAGUUGUUCGAAGAUAAUGAAUCAAUAAUGAGAUUGAAUUACUACCCACCGUGUAAGAAACCAGAGCUAACCCUAGGCACAGGGCCCCACUGCGAUCCCACUUCACUCACCAUUCUUCAUCAAGACAACGUCCAUGGCCUGCAAGUCUUCGUGGACGACCAAUGGCGAGCCAUCUGUCCGGACCCCACUGCCUUUGUGGUGAACAUUGGUGACACAUUCAUGGCAGUAUCAAAUGGGAGAUACAAGAGCUGUUUGCACAGGGCAGUGGUGAACAGCAAGUGUCGUAGGAAAUCUCUGGCAUUCUUCCUGUGUCCAAAAAUGGAUAAGAUUGUGAGGCCACCAGCUGAGUUAGUGGACUCUAAUAAUCCCAGAAUAUAUCCAGAUUUCACAUGGCCAACCCUACUUGAAUUCACACAGAAACACUACAGGGCAGACAUGAAUACCCUCCAAUCUUUCUCCAACUGGCUUCAAAAUCAACAUCAAACAACAUCAAAAAACAAAGAAAGAUUCAUUCCUACAAAUAAUUAAGCAAUUAAUUAGCCAGUGUGUCAUCAUUAUAAUCAGUUAGUUAGUUUUAUUUGUUUCAAGAUUGUGUAUGUUCUUGAGAUAAGAAAUCAAGAACGUUAAUGGUGUUUGGAAGUAGCUAGCUAGGUGUUAGACAAAGGAAUUAAUAAGGUGGAGGAGUACUGCAGGUGGUAUGUGUAAUAACUUGUCUUAAUUUUCACAUUUUGAGCAAAUUUUGUGUAAUAAAUUAAAUUAAUUGCUGGAAAUAACACAACAUAUAUUUAUCUGAA